Zonotrichia albicollis (white-throated sparrow) is the source of this 1045-nucleotide messenger RNA. The record is from RefSeq and is a predicted model, not a curated record. Lineage: Eukaryota; Metazoa; Chordata; Aves; Passeriformes; Passerellidae.
AAGGAGGAGAAAGCCAUCCUGGCCAAGCUGCAGCGCACUCGCGCCAACUCCACCGAGGGGCUGGUGCCACGCUGGGUGCCCGAGCGCUCCUUCUCCCGCACCAAGGACUCCAAGGCCUUCCGGCAGAUGGGCAUCGAUGACUCCAGCAAGGACAAUACUUCAGCUACAGCGUGGUGCUCAGCCUGCUGGCCUGCUCCGUCUUCCUGCACAUCAGCAGCAUCGGGAAGCUGCUGCUCAUGGUGGCCAUCGAGGCCACGUUCCUGCUGCUGGUGGAGGGGCCUCACGCAGCUCUCUUUGACAAUGCCGACCUGCUGGUCCUGGCCAACGCCCUGCCGCCCUUCAACAUGACCCAGGGAGAGUGGCAACGGGUGAGAAGGAGGAGAUGGAGGAGCUCCAGGCCUACAACCGGCGGCUGCUGCACAACAUCCUGCCCAAGGACGUGGCCGCGCACUUUCUGGCCCGGGAGCGGCGCAAUGAUGAGCUCUACUACCAGUCCUGCGAGUGCGUGGCCGUCAUGUUCGCCUCCAUCAGCAACUUCUCCGAGUUCUACGUGGAGCUGGAGGCCAACAACGAGGGGGUGGAGUGUCUGCGGCUGCUCAACGAGAUCAUCGCCGACUUCGAUGAGGCGAGGGCCGGAGCCACAUCGCGGCGCUGGCCGACUACGCCAUGCACCUCAUGGAGCAGAUGAAGUACAUCAACGAGCACUCCUUCAACAACUUCCAGAUGAAGAUUGGCCUGAACAUGGGCCCAGUGGUCGCAGGGGUCAUCGGGGCUCGCAAACCCCAAUAUGACAUUUGGGGCAACACCGUCAACGUCUCGAGCCGCAUGGACAGCACCGGGGUCCCCGACCGUAUCCAGGUGACAACAGACCUGUACCAGGUGCUGGCGGCCAAGGGCUACGUGUUGGAGUGCCGGGGGCUGGUCAAGGUCAAGGGCAAGGGGGAGAUGACCACCUACUUCCUCAAUGCAGGCCCUGGGGGCAGUUAGUGGGGGGUCCCCGUGGUAUCCCCUCAUGCUGGGGACUCCCCCAGGCAAAAAAAAAAAA